Salvia splendens (bonfire salvia) is the source of this 955-nucleotide messenger RNA. RefSeq names its product BTB/POZ domain-containing protein At1g01640. Gene Ontology annotation, molecular function: protein binding. Bases 6 to 806 code for a protein of 266 amino acids. The transcript is spliced from 3 exons. Lineage: Eukaryota; Viridiplantae; Streptophyta; Magnoliopsida; Lamiales; Lamiaceae. The record is from RefSeq and is a predicted model, not a curated record.
AGAAAAUGUCGUGCUGCAUCUGCAACGCGGGUCCUUACAUUCACGGGCUAUCAAGACUAAUCUGCUCAGACUGCUUUGCAGGGGCGAAAAGCAUAAUCUUGUUGGCCAACAAGCAUAAAAGAAUUAAAACCAUCAACAAUGAUUCUUUUUCUCCAUCAAGUUCCAAUAAGGGAUUUGUAAAGGCCUUGAAUUGGGUGAAGUUGCAAGAAGGGAAGAUGAAGUUGCAAGAUGAGAAGAUGACUUAUUUAAGCGGCUUUGCUACCGCUUUCAGGGAUCAAAUCCACACUGAUAUUCAAGUGAAGGCCGGUGACAACGAGCCCCCGAUUCCCGCUCAUAGAGUUAUAUUGGCAACGAGAUCGACAAUAUUUCGAAACAUGUUGGAUUCAGACCAAUGCAAAGCUCCGGCGAAUCAAACGAUAACGCUACCGGAGCUGUCUCACGAGGAACUAGACGCCCUACUCGAGUUCUUGUACAGUGGAAGCCUUCCAAAAGAGAAGAUGGAGAAACACGUUUGCUCGUUGGCGAUCUCUGCAGACAAAUACGAGAUCCCUUUCCUGCAGAAGUUUUGCGAAAAGGAGAUGCUUGGAUCAUUGAAUACAUCCAACGCUCUUGAUAUCUUGGAAAUAUCCGACACCUGCAAGAACAAAAACCUCAAAGAAACAACCCUAAGCUUCAUUGUAAGAAACAUGGAAGAAAUAGUUUUCUCCCCCGGCUUUGAUGACUUUGCACUCAAGAAUCCUCAUCUGAAUACACAGAUCACAAGGGCAUCCAUCACGAAUAAUAAAAAAAGGAAGAUUGGUGUUUAGUUUGAACCACAUUGGGAUGAUCUCGUGGUUCGUACAGGGUGUUGAUGAUGGGCUUGUUUGUCGGUCCAUGGACUUCCCUUUUUCUUUUUCUUUUUUUUUUGCGUUCGAAGAUACACGGAUUUUAUCAUCAACUUGAUGACUUAAUUUCG